CCGUUGAGCGAUGCAGCGACGCGGGGAGAACGACGUAGCCUACUUGCCGGCAAGCCUGCGAGUUCACAUCGCUCGCAUCAACGCGACAGCGUGCGCUCGUUUCUUGCAUACUCGCUGCUAUCUUCGCCUUGCGACGACAUGACAUAUAGUCACAGCUGACGUGCGGUGCCGAUGAGAAGGGUAUAAGUGUGUAUAGGUAGUCGCAGACGAAGUAAGAACGACCUGGUUCUUGCCCUUGGCAGUAAACCGGUCCACCGGCGUUACUGCUUACGCGUGUUUAAUUCGAGAGGAGGGUACAGUGACUCCGCAGGCGCACACAGACGUCGUCGUCGUUCCGUUAUUGUCGUUUGUGACUGUCGGGACACAACAGCGGAAACAUGGCCUUUCUCUGUCCAGUGAGGACGCGCAAGUCAAGGAAAAAACCAGAUCACCGCGAGGCGAAGUACGCGCCCCCUGCCGGCCGCAUCACGGGCAGCGCCAGCCUGGAGACGCUGAUGACUGCCGGGAAGGAUCCGGCGCCGGCGGCCGCCAUCUUUACUCCCGAGCAGAAGCUCAUCGUGCUUCACGACUUCGCGCCGUGCGUCGAUGAUGAGAUCGGCGUCAAGCGCGGUCAGACGGUCUACAUGCUUUACCAGGAGAACGAGUGGACGUACGUGGUGCGUGAGCCCGAUAGGCGGGAAGGCUUCAUCCCCGGCACGUACACGGCGCGCUUUGGCACGCCCCUCGCCGAGCUAGCGCUGGGCAUUCGACACAAGAUGCCGUCGACAGCAACGAUCGAACCCAUCGCCGCGCAGGCGGGUAGCAAACAGGCGACAGCGAGAGGAGGCGGCGGCGGGGUGCCCGUGGAGCACGAGCGGUACCUGAGUCACGCGAGCUCCGGGUAUAGCACGGAGAACGAACACCUAGCGGCUUCGGGAAAGCACGGCGGAGAUGGCCGAGCGAGUCAGCAGGGGCACUGGCACCCGCCUCUGCAGCAGCAACAGCAGCAGCAGCAGCAGCAGCAGCAGCAGCAGCAGGAGCAGCAGCGCGGCUACAACCCGCAGUCCCGCUCCGCCUCGGACGCGCACAACUACCGCCAACAAGCCGCCGCUGCUGCCGCCUACCGUCACGCGGACGCUCACCACCAGGGCGGCGCUCGCUACCCGCCACCGUACCCGCAGCAGCAGCAGCAGCACAGCACGCCAGCGCUGUCGCCGCUGCGGCGCGAGUCGUUUAAGGAGACGUUUAAGCGGGCGUCGGACGUGCGGCAGUUCGCGAAGACGCCCGCCGGUCGCUACAUCGUGCUCUACACGUUCAAGGCGCAGGACGAGAACGAUGUGAGCGUCGAGCGGGGCGAAUUCGUCACUGUGCUCAAUCAGGACGACAGAGACUGGUUCUGGGUCGUGAAGCGCACGGGCACCGAGGGCUUCGUGCCGAGCGCCUUCAUGUACCCGGCCGACAACACGUUCACGCAAGCGGCGCUCGGGGCCAGUCUACGUUGACCCCCCCCCCUGCAGUAGGGACAAUGUGCGCUGAUUCGCGCGUGCGCAGUAGUCACGCGCGACGUUUACUUGCGCAUGUCUAAUGAUGAGCAUUUACGCUGAUCUGCGCGUGCGCACUAAUGACGCUACACUGAUUCACGCAUAGAAAUACAUAGAGCCUAGGCUAGGCCUACCUAUAUUAUUUCUAUUGAUUCACGUGUAUCUUGUUGUGGGCUUUUACGCUGAUCUACGCAUGCGUAGUAGUGGGCAUUUACGCUGAUCUACGCUUACCCGGUAAUCAGACUCGUAUAGACAGGAGUCACUAAGGGUUGUCCGAGAGGACCAUCACGUUGAUAACCGUAUAACGGUGCUUGUAGCGAGAACGACUCUCAAUCGAGCUGCACGUGGCACCAUCUGUUAAGCAAAUAAAAUUUUCGAUUUUACGCCUGUCACUAGAACUUUGACGGUAUCAGCUCUUAUUAACGAGGAAUUAUGCGAGAACUAUAGAAAACAUCAAAAAUUUAUCGUGUCUUUCGAUUGGUUGCUGGAUUACCAUGAUGAUACGAACAUUUAUAGGGAUAUGCUAAUCCAUAAAAUAUUGCAGUGGCAAUAGCCAUGUAAUUUUUUUUACAAUACGUGGGUGGGCCUACCGUAUAAGUUUUGACGCACCGCUGAAUUUUUUAAAAAUUAUAUACUCGAAAUUCAAUACAUUUUUUUAUUUUUUCAGCGGUGGUCUCAUGCUCACGCUCACCAUUCCAAUGUUGUAACCCCAGUAAUUGAUGGCAGAGGUCACUAUAGAGGUCAUAGUAAUUAGAUAUAGCAAUAACGCGCGUAUUGGUUCGAUUCUAUCAUUUCUAUCGCCGUAGCUGAGGUAACAGACAGAAGAAACAUGUAAAAUGAAGCAAUGCUUGUCUCGAAACCAUGUAAUGUAAUGCAAUCGUGUAUGUAGUCAAGGCGGUAGCUAGGAAUUAAUGUAUGAGAGGGGGGGGCAAGGUGAACGAGCGCCGGAGGCGCUCGCUUUUAAGGGGUCUGGGGGCAUGCCCCCCAGGAAAUUUUGAAAUAUAGAAGCUCUGAAAUGCUAUUUCCAGCCAUUUCAGGUAGGUUACAUACUUAAAACGUCAAUAUCAAUCAACUGUAAAUUGUUGAACUUAAUAAGUUCCCAUUAUUCUUCAUUGGGUUCUUUUUUGGUGGGGGGCAGCUGCCCCCCCCCCAUGCUGGCUACGGCCCUGGUAGUAAGUAUACGAACCUUGAGCAGGUGCGUGGAUGCGCGCUUGUUACCAACUUUAGUUAUAUAAAGCUGGUAGUCGGUGAAAGUAUUUUCUACGCAUAAUCAAAAAUGUAUUUGUACAAAUAUACGAGUUGUAUUUCAUGCCGGAUAAGCCACAGCAUAUGUACAUAACCGCUGAAAACAUUAAAAUACUUAUAUAUA
Priapulus caudatus is the source of this 2889-nucleotide messenger RNA. RefSeq lists its product as uncharacterized. Gene Ontology annotation, molecular function: protein binding. The record is from RefSeq and is a predicted model, not a curated record. The transcript has 2 exons. The coding region runs from base 378 to 1481 and encodes 367 amino acids. Lineage: Eukaryota; Metazoa; Priapulida; Priapulimorpha; Priapulimorphida; Priapulidae.